This is a messenger RNA of Oncorhynchus gorbuscha (pink salmon), 1548 nucleotides long. Its product is annotated as calcium uniporter protein, mitochondrial-like. The transcript is spliced from 8 exons. Gene Ontology annotation, biological process: calcium import into the mitochondrion; mitochondrial calcium ion homeostasis. Bases 225 to 1406 code for a protein of 393 amino acids. Gene Ontology annotation, cellular component: uniplex complex; mitochondrial inner membrane. NCBI's taxonomy places the organism in Eukaryota, Metazoa, Chordata, Actinopteri, Salmoniformes, Salmonidae. Gene Ontology annotation, molecular function: calcium channel inhibitor activity. The record is from RefSeq and is a predicted model, not a curated record.
CGCUGCUUGUCACCACUGACUGUUGCACACGGAGGAAACGGUACGCUGCUCUCUCUCGGGCUGUGCUCAGACCCUAUCUCUUAUCUCACCCGCCCUUGGUCUGUUUACACGCAAAACAGUCCGUUGUUGACUGGAAUACGAUACGAAGAUCCUGCUACUAGGCAGGUUUCCUACACGUGUUCUACUGCUCAGUAUGCCAGAACGCAUGGACUAAUUUAACGACGAUGGCUUCGUUGCGAAUGGUCGCCAAACUCCGUGCUGGAGUUGUCGGAUGUACUAAACCGUUCCCCUACGCACUCAAAACAACCCGAUCUCCGGUGAAAUUACUGCAUACGAUCCAUCCCAGACAGCCACAGUGGAGGUGUCCUCCCCAAGUGGUCUUCUGCAGUACUGUAGCACCCUCUAGUGAUGUGGUGUUGCAGUAUAAACAUGGACGACCGAUGCUGGCUGUGCCGCUACCCUCCAGGCAGGAGAGCUGUCUGUUCUUCCUCAGGCCCAUGUUAAUGACUGUAGGAGACCUCAUCCACGACCUGCAGAGAGAAGACCCAGGAGUCACCUCUGCCUCUGUGCUCACCAAAGAUGGUGCACGGGUAGCUAACAGCACCUCUAUAGACGGUCUCCUGGACAAAGACUUCCAGCUCCUCAUCAAUGAUACUGUAUACAACAUCCACUCCCUGAAAGAGUCAGCAGGAUCCUCCUCCUCCUCCUCCUCAUCGUCAUUAUCCACCUCCAGUCUGGGGUGGAAUUGGUGGAAUAGUGAUGCAUGUUCCCAGUGUAAUAAUAAUAAUUUUGCCAUGAGUUCCCAGAGUGACUGUGUUGUAAUGAAUUCCACCCAUGUUGUGUGUUCAGAGGCGUCCAGUGAGCAUGUGGUGGACGUGGAGGACAUGAAGCACAUGGUGCAGCUGCUCCACACGGCCCUCCACCUGCCCCACCACCACCUCCUGAAGGAGAGGCAGCUGCUGGAGAGACUGGAUGGACUCAAACAGGACCUCUCACCUCUGGAACAGGUGAAGGCACAGCUGGCGCGCAGUGCAGAGUUCCACUCCUCCAGGACUCUGUGGACAGGUGUGGCCCUGCUGUCUGUGCAGGGCGGGGCCUUGGCCUGGCUCACCUGGUGGGUGUACUCCUGGGACGUCAUGGAGCCCGUCACCUACUUCCUCACCUACUGCACCAGCAUCGGAGUCUUCUCCUACUAUGUCCUCACCAAGCAGGAUUAUGUGUAUCCAGAUGCCAAAGACAGGCAGUUCCUGUAUUACUUCCACAAGGGUGCCAAGAAGGAGCGCUUCAACGUGCAGAAGUACAAUGAGCUGAGAGAGGAGUUGGCUUCGGUGGAAGAAGAUUUGAGACGUCUAAGGAAUCCAACCCAACUUCAGCUCCCUGUAGAACAGAUCCAGAGCCAGCCAUGAAGAGCAGCACCAUUUUCCCCCAUUUAUUUUGAUAACAAUGCAUUUUUCUUACUAACCCUGCAGAUCAUUUUAGAGUUUUGGUUUACAAUAUUGGAAGUAAUUUGUGGUAAUAGAAGUAUAGUAAUAAAUAUGAGAAAACAUC